CAGGAGGCUCGGGGGCGGGGCCUGGAAGGAGCAGGAGAGGCUAAGAGAGCAGCCCCAGACCCUAAACGCUCCACAGCGCUCACGGAGCAGAACCAGGAGGACUCUGCUGUCAAGGCUGCGCUCAUCCAGGUUUCAAUAUGAAGGUCUAUCUGUGUUUACUGGCCCUUGCGGUGGAGACAUGCUUUGCUGCUCCCAGCGUAGACCCUGCUCUGGAUAGUCAUUGGGACGCAUGGAAGUCAUGGCAUGGCAAGAACUAUGCUGAGAAAGAGGAAGGCUGGAGAAGAAUGAUCUGGGAGAAGAAUCUGAAGAUGAUUGAAUUGCACAACCUGGAACACAGCAUGGGCAAGCAUAGCUUCACCCUGGGAAUGAAUCAAUUUGGAGACAUGAACAAUGAAGAGUUCAGGCAAGUGAUGAAUGGUUAUAAGCACUCCAAGACAGCAAAGAAAUACAGAGGAUCUGAGUUUCUUCAACCAAACUUUGUGGAGCUUCCAAAAUCUGUUGACUGGAGGGAAAAGGGAUAUGUAACUCCAGUGAAGAAUCAGGGUCAUUGUGGUUCUUGCUGGGCAUUCAGUGCAACUGGAGCCCUUGAAGGACAACAUUUUCGCAAAACCGGCAAGCUGGUCUCCUUGAGUGAACAAAACCUUGUGGAUUGCUCUCAGGCUGAAGGAAAUGAAGGCUGCAAUGGGGGUCUUAUGGACCAGGCUUUCCAGUAUAUUCUGGACAAUGGUGGCAUUGAUUCUGAGGACUCCUACCCUUACAUUGCCAAGGAUGAUGAAGAUUGCCUGUACAAAUCCGAAUUCAAUGCUGCUAAUGACACUGGAUUUAUUGAUAUCGAACCAGGACGUGAGCAUGCCCUCAUGGAGGCAGUGGCUACUGUUGGGCCAGUCUCUGUUGCUAUUGAUGCUGGUCACUCCACUUUCCAGUUCUAUAAGUCAGGAAUUUACUAUGAACCAGAAUGCAGCAGUGAAGAUCUGGAUCAUGGUGUUCUUGCUGUUGGUUAUGGAUUUGAGGGAACAGAUCCCGAAAACAAGAAGAAAAAGUACUGGAUUGUCAAAAACAGCUGGAGUGAGGCGUGGGGUGACAAAGGUUAUAUCCUCAUGGCUAAAGAUAGAGAAAACAACUGUGGUAUAGCUACAGCUGCCAGCUAUCCUCUUGUAUAACUUCUCCAAGGACGAAAUUGCUGGUUAACAGCAGUUCUUCAACUUGAGAAGAUGAACCACUGGAAUAAGCUUUCCGGAUUGUUGGUCUUUCUGGACACUUUCUCUGAGGCCACCAAAGUAUUUCAGCACCAGAAAGGACUUUAAACUGACUUGCACAUGUUACUAAUACAUGUGCUUGCAGCUGUUUUCUUCCAAGAUCUGAGUUGUGAUUUUUUUUUACCUUGAGCCUCUGUGAUGUUUACUUGAUGGCAAUGUGUGCCCUCUUUUAUAAACUUGAUGUAAAUGUUGCUUAUGUACACAAGCUUGUAAUAUUGAUAGCUUGAAUUCUGGCUAAAUCAGUUUCUUUUUUAAUUUUGAUUUUUUUUUAACCAAUGGCUUGCACAAAGAGCUAGAGCUUUUCAAAUAAACACUGAACAUUUCAACAUA
Sceloporus undulatus (fence lizard) is the source of this 1586-nucleotide messenger RNA. It is a transcript of the gene CTSL, whose product is annotated as cathepsin L. Gene Ontology annotation, biological process: immune response. The record is from RefSeq and is a predicted model, not a curated record. Gene Ontology annotation, molecular function: cysteine-type endopeptidase activity. Lineage: Eukaryota; Metazoa; Chordata; Lepidosauria; Squamata; Phrynosomatidae. The transcript has 8 exons. Gene Ontology annotation, cellular component: lysosome. The coding region runs from base 138 to 1160 and encodes 340 amino acids.